UAGAUAACAGCAGAACAACAGCAAACACUUUAAAAAAAACAGCAUCAGUUUGUCCACAGCUUCAAGAAGACACUUUCUAAUACGAUGACUGACAUGGAAUCUUUGGAUAAGCUGCCGACAGAUGGUGAGAGUGGUGGUCUUAAAAAGAGCAAAAAGAAGCAAAAGAGAGAAGAUUCUUGGAGACCAGAGGGACCCAGAGACCCAUUUGCCAUGCUGGAUUCUCUGCCAGAGAAGGAACAGCAGGAGAUACAGAAAGCCCUUCAUCUCUUCUCUCUGGGCACCAGCUUGCCCAAGACCCUGCAACAGGCCAAAAACCACACCUACCGCUUCUGGGACACGCAGCCCGUCACCAAACUGGGUGAUCACAUUACAACUCAUGGCCCAAUCGAGGAGGUGGACGCCAGUAUCCGGAGUGAGCCAUGCUUACUUCCUCAGGGAUUCUCCUGGGAUACUCUGGACUUGAGCAGUCCUUCUGUGUUGGGAGAGCUGUGCCAUUUUCUAAAUGAGAAUUACAUGGAAGAAGAUGACAACACAAUCAGAUUUAACUUUUCUCCUGAGUAUCUACUGUGGGCUUUACAGCCUCCAAACUGGCUGCUCCAGUGGAACUUGGGCGUGAGAGUAGACGCAAAUAAGAAGUUAGUCGGUUUCAUUGCUGCUGUACCUGCUGAUGUUCGCAUUUACGAGACGAAGAAGGGGUUGGUGCAGGUCAAAUUUCUGUGUGUUCAUAAAAAACUGCGCCUCAAGCGGAUGACGCCGGUUCUGAUUCGGGAACUUACGAGAAGGGUCAACCAGCAGGGGAUCUACCAGGCUGUUUAUGCAGCUGGCACAGUGUUGCCAACACCAAUAAGCUCCUGCAGCCAGUGGCAUCGCCCUUUGAAUCCCCGUAAGCUAAUGGAGGUCAACUACCCCGGUCUAAAGCAGAGCAUGAAUCUGCAGCGAGCCUUGAAGUUUAACCGCUUACCUGAGGUGACAAAGAUAAGGGGGCUGCGUCCUAUGACUAAAGAAGAUACUCCAAGGAUCCUCUCAUUACUCGAGAAAAACCUCUCCAACUUCCACCUCAGUCCCCUUUUAUCGCUGCAGGAAAUAGAGCACUGGUUCUUACCAAAGGAGAAUGUGAAUGACACCUACGUGUUGGAGGCGGACAAUGGUACUCUGACUGACAUGGUGAGUUUUUAUGCCAUCUCCUCCAGGGUGCUAAACCAUCCAGUUCACACCAGUCUCAAAGCCGCUUGUCUUCUGUACACCGUCUGUAAUGCCACCGGGGUGGUUGACCUCAUGCAGGACACAUUGAUUCUGGCUAAAGCUAAAGGUUUUGAUGUCUUCUGUGCUCUCGAUGUGAUGGACAACAUGAGUUUCUUGGAAAAGCUAAAGUUCACCAUCAGCGAUAAAAGUAUCCAUUACUACCUGUACAACUGGAAAUGUCCUCUCAUGGGCCCGGACAAGGUCAGUCUGGUGUUACCCAACUAAUCUGAGGCUUUGAAGAUGAAAUGAUCUGCAUCACUACCUGUGCUUUCAGGAUUCACUAUGAUGUACAAAAUUAUAUGCAUGUUUGUGUGUUUACAUGUGAAUGCACGUGUGUGAGACUGUGUGUGGGUAUAAUGAUCAACAUCAAAAGGCCUGUGGUUGCAAUGUUACCGAGAUCAGUCCUAAAACUGCAUUAAUCAUUGUCUAAAGCUCCAGCUUUAGAAUGUCAAGAAUAAGCAAUUAUGUAAAACUCGUCGUUGAAUUCAGAAUACAAAGGAAAACAUAAUAAAAUCCGUAAUGUCCUGAAAACCUGAA
Messenger RNA from Poeciliopsis prolifica (blackstripe livebearer), 1779 nucleotides. Its product is annotated as glycylpeptide N-tetradecanoyltransferase 1-like. The coding region runs from base 85 to 1467 and encodes 460 amino acids. Gene Ontology annotation, biological process: N-terminal peptidyl-glycine N-myristoylation. Gene Ontology annotation, cellular component: cytoplasm. The transcript has 12 exons. Gene Ontology annotation, molecular function: glycylpeptide N-tetradecanoyltransferase activity. The record is from RefSeq and is a predicted model, not a curated record. Lineage: Eukaryota; Metazoa; Chordata; Actinopteri; Cyprinodontiformes; Poeciliidae.